Apis mellifera (honey bee) is the source of this 744-nucleotide messenger RNA. RefSeq names its product 28S ribosomal protein S17, mitochondrial (gene mRpS17). The transcript is spliced from 5 exons. Gene Ontology annotation, biological process: mitochondrial translation. Gene Ontology annotation, molecular function: structural constituent of ribosome. The record is from RefSeq and is a predicted model, not a curated record. Lineage: Eukaryota; Metazoa; Arthropoda; Insecta; Hymenoptera; Apidae. Gene Ontology annotation, cellular component: ribosome; mitochondrial small ribosomal subunit. Bases 197 to 691 code for a protein of 164 amino acids.
UAAUUAAGGAAGCGCGUAAUUGAGUGCACCAUUAUCGAAAACUAGAGUUACGCUGUUAGUAGUUGGAGAUUAAUUAUUAUUAAAGCUCAUGGACCCCUAGAGUAUUCUUGGAUGCUGAUGCUGAUAAUACUGUCUAUCUAUUGCUCAAGAUAUAUAAAUAUUAAAUUACAAAUGAUAAUAUAAUAGAUACAAAGUGAUGGCAAAAAAUACUGUAACAAAAGAAAUUUGUACCUAUCUAUUGGGGAUAUGUGUACCUUCUUCUAAACAAAAUGCUGCUAAAAUACGAGUACGUCGUUUAGAAUUAGAUAAACAUCUUUUAAUGUACUUUAAUAAAUUUGAAUUUGUUUAUGCUCAUGAUCCUGAAAAACUUUGUAAAACAGGUGAUACAGUUUUAAUACAAAAUUUACCAAAAAAAUUAACACGAAUUAUCACUCAUAAGGUUAUUGAAGUUAUUUAUCCUCUAGGUGAUAUUACAGAUCCUAUUACUGGUAAAAAGGUUGUUGCUGGACAAUAUAGGGAUGAUAUAGAAGAUAAUGCUAAACUCUUUGGAGAAUUAAAAUCCAAGUAUAAAUAUGAUGAACUAUCAAAAAGAGGAAGCAUGGAAAAUAAAAAAGAUUUUACAAGUAAAAAGACAUAUAUGAAAUACAGCGAUGAUCCAAAAGAUUUUGAUCCAUAUGCUAUAAAUCCAUAAUAUUUCACAAAUGUAUAUUUAAAUAUUAAUAAAUAAUAAUAUAUUGAAAAUAA